AUGCCACUCAAAGGCAUCCUACACAGACACGGCAAGGCCGACGCCGACAAGAACAACGUCCAUCCACCAACAACACCCCAAGAAUUUACAUUCAUUCGAACAGACACUUACACCCAGGAAACCAUCACCCCAGCUGCCAUCAACACCUCCAUCACAAAUAUAGCUGCGGCUGGUCCAACAGAAGAAGCCCAAUCCCCAACGACACCCACAACCUCCCGCCGCAAAUCAUUCUUUCGGCGACGCUCACAUAUCUCCUCCACCGAGAAUUUAGCGUCUCCCCCUCGCUCAGGGUCUGAGAAGAGCAUCUCUAAUCUCCUGCAUCUAGAUCACCACAGCCGAAGCUCCCUUUCGCGCAGCGGUAGUACAAGCUCGGUAAACAUACCGGCUGAUCUACCUCAAAUUGACCCGAAUGCUGUAGCUGAUGAGCAGGAUCGAGAGGCACAGUGGGAGAAGCGUGCUACGAGGCUUGUACAGGGGAAUCCGCGGAUUGGUGGUGGAAGUGGUGUUUCGCCAGACCGAAUAUCGCGCAGUGCGAGUUCUACGGGGGCUGGUAGUGGUGCUGGGGCAGCUAAUUUCUCAUAUUUGCAGCCUAAUCAGGGGCAGCAGAGGCCGAGGAGUAGAAGUAAUUCGGGAGUUUCUGAGCCGCAAGCUGAUGUUAAUAUACAAGAAGCGAUUCUUCUUCAUGAGAAUGGAGAACUCGAAAAAUCCACCCAACUAUUCGGCAUCCUCGCCGACCCCAACGGCUCCAACAACGCCAUAGCCCAAGUCCUCUACGGCCUCGCGCUCCGUCAUGGCUGGGGCUGCACCCCCGACCUUCCCAAAGCCGUAAUCUAUCUCUCCGCCGCAGCCACCAACUCAGCCAACAUCGAAACCCUAGCCCUCGAAGCCGGGCUCAAAAAGGGCGGCGCCGCAAAGGGCGAGCUCGUACUCGCAAUCUACGAGCUUGCGAAUUGUUUCCGGAAUGGUUGGGGCAUCGACAAGGAUCCCAUUGCGGCGAGACUGUAUUAUGAGACUGCGGCUAAUUUGGGGGAUACGGAUGCUAUGAACGAGUGUGCGUGGUGUUAUUUGGAGGGGUUUGGGGGGAAGAAGGAUAAGUAUACGGCGGCGAAGUAUUAUCGUCUCGCUGAACAGAAUGGUAAUAAGACCCUGGGAAAUUCUUGGAUCUGGAAAGACAAAUACAACCCCAAAUAA
Talaromyces marneffei is the source of this 1191-nucleotide messenger RNA. RefSeq lists its product as uncharacterized. The transcript is spliced from 6 exons. Lineage: Eukaryota; Fungi; Ascomycota; Eurotiomycetes; Eurotiales; Trichocomaceae. Gene Ontology annotation, molecular function: protein binding. The record is from RefSeq and is a predicted model, not a curated record. The coding region runs from base 1 to 1191 and encodes 396 amino acids.